AAACUGCUAAAAAAAUUGAUCCGACACCAACAGAUGUAGAAAUAGUGAAUGUAUAUCCUGGGGAUAGUAAAAACUGGAUCGAGCGAUUUUCAGAAGAUAUUGAAUUUGAAGAUGUAUGCGUAGAAAAUGAAAUGACUGGUACAGGUAUUCCACACGCGCAGCAAACUAAACAAUCGAUACCAAAUAAUGAUUGUGCAAAAAAAUCGCGUGCGAGAGUAAUAGAAUCAGUUUUUUCGGGCAAAAUAGUUGUACAUAGAAUUGAUAACAUAGAUCCGUUUACUAUCCCCGAAUUCAUUCAACGAUAUGCGUCGGACAUUGAAGAUGUGUGGAAGAAUUCAAUUAAAAAACAUAUUGCGGUAAAGACUUCUUUAGAUUUAGUUACAGUUUAUAAAAAAAUAAUUAAUGUCAAUAGUAGUGCUAAUUUAGAAGUACCCACAAUUACACAANUUAAUGUCAAUAGUAGUGCUAAUGUAGAAGUACCCACAAUUACACAAACCCUUUCGAUUUCUCCUUUUGUUUUAACACCAUCAAAACUUGGAUUUGGGGAUGAUGAUGAGGGCAUUGAAGUAGUGGCAAAAACUAAUGAGAAAUACAUGUCAAUUAGAAAAACAAUUAAAACAACUAAUAAUAAGCGGUUGACGUUGAAAUUUAUAGACUCAUUAAACUUUUUACCUUCUUCUAUUGAAAAAUUAGCUGAAACUUUAAUGCCCGAACAAUUUACCAUUACAAGGAGAAUGUACACGAAUGAUGAUGUGUCGUAA
Molecule: messenger RNA, 761 nt
Organism: Daktulosphaira vitifoliae (grape phylloxera)
Lineage: Eukaryota; Metazoa; Arthropoda; Insecta; Hemiptera; Phylloxeridae
Exons: 5
Coding region: 132-761 (209 amino acids)
Molecular function (GO): nucleic acid binding
Source: RefSeq, a predicted model, not a curated record